AUGGCACCACAGGGACACCAGCAAUCACAACCUAUGACGAAGCGAGCCAUCAUCUCAGCCUUCAUCUUCCGCUUCCCCCCAAACCAACCAACCAAACCCUCCAUCGCACUAUUCAAGCGAAGCAACACAGUCAGAACAUACCGCCACCACCUCGCCCCCAUCUCCGGCAGCAUCGACCUCACCACAGACCCCACGCCCCUCGCGGCAGCAUGGCGCGAACUCCGCGAAGAAACCACCCUCACCCCUUCAGACCUCAGCCUCUGGCGCACGGGCAAACCAUUCACCUUCUGCGAUCCGUCCAUCACUCGCGAGUGGACCGUUCACCCAUUCGCUUUCCGCCUCAAGUCCCCCACAGGAGAAGGAGCCAUCAGGACAGACUGGGAACAUGAGGGGUGGGAAUGGUACGAUCCCAAAACGGUACUCGAACACGAGAAGCUCAACCUGCCCACCGUGCCCCGUCUUCAGGACAGCCUGGCUCGGGUGUGGUUCGAGGGUGUUACCAAUGAGCGGGCCGGGCGGGCUCUCGCGACAGGAUUGGAACGGUUGGCGACGGACCAUGAGAGCGGGUCGCAUGAGCUGACCGCCAUUGCGCUGACAGUGUUCCGGGAUUUUAUCGUGUACAGUCGGGGCGAUCUCGACGGGAGAUGGUGGGAUAUGGUCCGGGCAGCGGGGUGGCAUUUGGUCAAGAAUGGGCGGGAGAGCAUGGGGGCGGGGACGCUGAACGCUGUGCUGAGUAUUCUGGGGGAGAUAGAAGGGAUUUUGGAGCAGGGGAUGACGGGGGCGGAGGGAAAGUGGGAGCGGAUACUAGCGGUGGUGGAUCAUUAUCUGGGGAGGAGGGUUUACAGGGCGCAGCAGAUUAAGGAUUGCUUUGUAUCGUACCUCCUGUCGCAGUUUGCGGACGGAGGGGGGAAGAAGGAUAGGCUUACUAUUCUUACGAUGUCUUCUAGCUCGACUAUCCGCGAUAGUAUUCUGGACGCGUAUGACUCGCUUAGGAUUAAAUCCCUCGAGCUACGUAUCCUCGAGUCGAGGCCGCUGUUCGAGGGCGCCAGUAUUGCCUCAUCUAUCCUGUCUACGUUUAAAUCGCGCCCCAAUGCGCACGACAAGCAUCUACAUAUCAGGCUGUACACUGACGCAUCGGCUGCGCUGGCGGCCAAAGACGUCGACAUCGUCCUGCUCGGUGCGGACUGUAUCUCCGCCACUAAGGGGGUGAGCAACAAGACUGGAUCCCUGCCGUUGGUGCUCAGUGCGAGGCAUGUCACUCCCAGCGUGCGAGUAGUUGUUCUCAGCGCUCUGGAGAAGGUUACCGGAUCAACUGGUGUAAUUGAUGACGAACUCACUGAGAGCAACGAUCCGUUCGAGGUAUGGAGUGCAUGGCGCAGUGAUGGCGUUAGGGGGGUGCAGGUGCUGGAGAAGGGGAUGAAACGGGACAAAUCGGAAGAAGAGACAUCGUCCGUCACGGUGGAGAAUACCUACUUUGAAUGGGUUCCUCUGGACAUGGUGGAUGCAUUCGUCUGUGAGGAAGGAGUCCUCGACAGGGACAGUAUUCAGGAGAAGUCCCGUAAACUGAAGGAGAUGGCUGAUCGAUACUUUGGUAAUUUGUAA
Aspergillus alliaceus is the source of this 1602-nucleotide messenger RNA. RefSeq names its product translation initiation factor eIF-2B subunit family protein. Lineage: Eukaryota; Fungi; Ascomycota; Eurotiomycetes; Eurotiales; Aspergillaceae. The transcript has 2 exons. Gene Ontology annotation, molecular function: S-methyl-5-thioribose-1-phosphate isomerase activity. The record is from RefSeq and is a predicted model, not a curated record. The coding region runs from base 1 to 1602 and encodes 533 amino acids.